AUGAAGAAAUACUUCACCACCCACAAGGUUGUAGCCCCAUAUCACCCUCAGACCAGUGGACAAGUGGAGGUAUCUAAUAGGGAGAUCAAAAGAAUUUUGUACAAGACGGUAAAUCCUUUACGGAAAGAUUGGUCUCUGCGCUUGAAUGAUGCACUAUGGGCAUACCACACAGCCUUCAAGACCCCGAUUGUGGAGCUGGAGCAUCUGGCUUAUUGGGCCAACAAGCAAUUGAACUUUGAUCUCACGAAGGUUGGCUCACAGAGGAAGCUCCAACUCAAUGAAUUGGAGGAAUUGAGGAAUGAUGCUUAUGACUGUGCCAGGUCUUACAAGGAACGAAUGAAGAGGGCCCAUGACCAAAAUGUUCUAAGACAAUCUUUUGAGCCUAGUCAGAAAGUCCUUCUCUACAAUUCACGGUUGCAUCUCUUCCCAGAUCGAGGAUCCUACAAAUGGUACGACUUUCAAGGUCAGUGGACCAAGGCUGAAACCAUUCCUGGAGUUGAAGAGUCCGGAGAUUGA
This is a messenger RNA of Alnus glutinosa, 516 nucleotides long. RefSeq lists its product as uncharacterized. NCBI's taxonomy places the organism in Eukaryota, Viridiplantae, Streptophyta, Magnoliopsida, Fagales, Betulaceae. The record is from RefSeq and is a predicted model, not a curated record. Bases 1 to 516 code for a protein of 171 amino acids. The transcript has 3 exons. Gene Ontology annotation, molecular function: nucleic acid binding.